ACUUCGCCGACAUUGACUGGCUAUCUGAGGACAUCACGAACGCUCGACCGAGUAUCGGCUGCUAUGUCUACCAAGACUUCAGAAGUCGACCUCCUCAUCAUUGGAGCCGGCCCUGCUGGAUUGAUGGCCGCUGCCUGGGCUAGUCGCUGUGGAUUGAAUACAAGAAUCAUUGAUGAGAAAGACUCAAGAAUCAGGACUGGUCAGGCAGACGGUUUGCACUGUAGGACUUUGGAGAUCAUGGACAGCUUCGGCACUCCCAGCAUUGCAGCCGACAUCCUGGGAGAAGCUUGUGUGAUCAAGGAGAUUGCUUCAUGGAACCCGAAAGAAAGCUGCGAGGAACACAUUGAGCGAUCGGAGACAAUACGAUCGGGUGAGGAAGACUUGCCUGGAAGCCGGUAUCCUCAAGUGAGUCUUAGCCAAGGCAGUGUCGAACAGGCAUUUCUAAAUUUCCUCGAACGAGACGACAACUCAUCGCGAGUGGAACGCAACUUGUCACCUGCGAAGCUACACGUUGACGAAGCAAGCGUGGAAGACAAUGAUGCAUAUCCUGUCGAAGUACACCUUCGUGAGCUAGGAAAGUAUGAAACAGCUGGCUCCCUUGAAUAUACAGCAACUCAGGAGCCGAUCAAGGAGAUCAUCCGUGCCAAGUUCGUCUUAGGAACCGACGGAGCUCACAGCUGGACACGAAAAGCACUCGGUCUAGAAAUGGAAGGCGACAGGACGAACAAGCACUUCGGCGUGAUGGACUUCAUUCCACGCUCAAACUUCCCAGACAUCCGGAUUUCUUGUGCAAUUCACUCCUCCGCCGGCAGCAUCAUGACUCUUCCCAGAGAAAAGGGUCUGGUGAGGUUUUACGUGCAACUGGCCGAGACCUCUGACCUAGGAGACAACUUUGACCGCAGCAAGAUCACCCCUGACGAUAUCAUCAACACUUCCCGUAAGAUCAUGCAACCUUAUACACUAGACUAUAGCCACUGCGAUUGGUUCUCCGUUUACACUGUCGGACAACGCCUAGCGAAAACCUUCAGUCAUCACAAUCGCGUAUUUCUGGCUGGCGAUGCCGUACACACGCACUCGCCAACCAUGGGUGCAGGCAUGAAUGUUUCAAUGCAAGACAGCUACAACUUGGUCUGGAAGAUUGCGACUGCCAUCCACACUGGCAAUCGAGAAAUCCUUCAGACAUACAACACUGAACGCAUGGCAACCGCUAAGGAACUCAUCGAGAAGGAUCGGGCGAUGAGCGAAUUCUACUGUCAAGGCCCUUCUGCGGACUCGAAGAAGUACAAGGACUUCCGAGAGGGCUUUCGGGAUUUUGUCAGUGGUGUCUCUGUUACAUAUGGUCCAAAUAUGUUGGUCUCUUCUGCUGGAAAGAUCGAUGAAGAUGGCAAUGAGAAAAUGACCAACGAUGACACUGGAUCCGGAGAAAUCAAACAUGACAAGCCUACUAGACGCAAAGACUCGCAACAGUCUCUUCCUCAGAUCUACUCGGACCCUAAGCUGGCGACCGGAACAACGCUAGGACAACGCUUGCCUUCCUACCACGUCACAAAUCAUUUCACGGCAGAAGACGACCACAUCCACAGAGCGAUGAAGUCGGACGGACGCUGGCGCAUCCUCCUGUUCCCUGGUGACCUCGCCAAUCCUCCACGCUUCCGCAGCAUCAGGGAUCUAGGAGCCAAGCUUGAAGCAACCAGUUCCUUCAUCAACCGCUGCACUCCAUCAGAUCAAGCUAUCGAUUCAGUAAUCGAGAUCCUGACCAUCCACACAAGCAAUCGCAAUAGUUUCAAUGCUCUGGAUCUGCCUGACAUCUUCCAUCCAUGGAACGACAAGCUCGGUCACGAUUACUGGAAGAUAUUCGCCAAGAACAAUGAGGUGGGAGACGACAUAUACAAGAGCUUCGGCAUCGAUGAGGAGAAAGGCUGCCUGGUAGUUUGCAGGCCUGAUCAGCAUGUGGGAUAUAUCGGAAGCCUUGAGGACCUUGAGACCGUCGGGCAGUACCUUGAAAGAAUUUUGUUGCCAAAGCGAUGAAGGCAUGACAGGGACCUAGCGGAACAAAAAGUAAUGCAUCUCUGAACAAGAGCUUUUAU
Molecule: messenger RNA, 2087 nt
Organism: Aureobasidium pullulans EXF-150
Lineage: Eukaryota; Fungi; Ascomycota; Dothideomycetes; Dothideales; Saccotheciaceae
Product: phenol 2-monooxygenase
Exons: 3
Coding region: 64-2028 (654 amino acids)
Molecular function (GO): FAD binding
Source: RefSeq, a predicted model, not a curated record